This is a messenger RNA of Clonostachys rhizophaga, 822 nucleotides long. The record is from the annotation of a GenBank genome assembly. NCBI's taxonomy places the organism in Eukaryota, Fungi, Ascomycota, Sordariomycetes, Hypocreales, Bionectriaceae.
AUGGCUACCCGUCACGGAGACUUCCCCGCAGUUCGGGCUUGCAUCUUCGACAUGGACGGACUCCUCAUCAACUCAGAAGAUAUCAUCACAGAUUCCAUCAACCAGGCCCUAGAAAAGUAUGGGAGGCCUGCCAUCACCGGCUCCAUCCGCGCUCAGAUCAUGGGUGUGCCGGACUCAACAAACAAUGAUAUCUUCCAUAACUGGGCUCGGCUACCAAUCACGCGCGAGAAAUUCGCUCAUGAAUAUAAAGAAGAGAUAUAUCGAAAUUUUCCCAACUGCAAGCCAAUGCCCGGUUCGGAGAAGCUCCUCUCGGCCCUCAGCCGUGCACGCAACGUUGAUGGAGAGCCGAUUCUCCUGGGACUUGCAUCCAGCACCAAAACAGAGAGCUACGAGUUAAAAGUUACCCAACCCGAGACCAAACGGCUUCUUGACCUCAUUCACCCUGAUCGCAGAAUCUUGGGUGGGGAUUCUCGGCUGGGCCAGGGACGAGGGAAGCCAGCCCCUGAUACAUACCUUCUCGCACUACAAGUAUUAAACUCGGGUAGCCAGAAACCUAUAAUGCCCAACGAGUGUUUGGUGUUCGAGGACAGCGUAACCGGAGUCGAGGCCGGCCGGAGAGCUGGAAUGCGAGUGAUUUGGGUGCCGCACCCGGACGUAGCAAUGGAAUAUGAGUCGAGGAAGGAAGAUGUCUUGGCUGGGAGGUGUAGGACAUCCAACCUUGGGGAAGAGUGGCAGCUGGGGGAGGUAAAUGACGGGUGGGCAGAAUGUAUCUCGAGCCUAGAGGCUUUUGACUAUGAGAGGUACAACAUUCAUAUCGUAUAG